Biomphalaria glabrata is the source of this 4270-nucleotide messenger RNA. RefSeq lists its product as uncharacterized. The transcript has 7 exons. Bases 174 to 950 code for a protein of 258 amino acids. The record is from RefSeq and is a predicted model, not a curated record. Gene Ontology annotation, molecular function: glycerophospholipid phospholipase A1 activity; A2-type glycerophospholipase activity. Gene Ontology annotation, cellular component: cytoplasm. NCBI's taxonomy places the organism in Eukaryota, Metazoa, Mollusca, Gastropoda, Planorbidae. Gene Ontology annotation, biological process: N-acylphosphatidylethanolamine metabolic process.
UAACCAAUGACCUAAAUUCUGUUAAGUCACUGGUUUUCCUGGCUAGCUCAGGCAACCCAUUUCAUGCUCUAAUAGCACUAGUGAAGAAGGAGUAUUUGUUCAAAUUUGUCCUAGCGUAUGGGACGAGGAAUGUACCUUUAUCUUUGUGUCUUUCAGACUUCAUUUCUCGACCAAUGGGUGCUAAUGGAGGUAAAGAAAGCCGUAAUUGUGAACAACUGCAAAAUCUUUGUCGUGGAGAUCUCAUUAAAUUUGCUAAGCUAAAUGAAAACAAAUAUUACAUUUACAGUGGCAACAAAGAGAGACUCUAUCCACUCAAUGAAAAAACUAAAGAAUUUUUUUCUUAUCCUGAAAAACCUGGAGAAGUUGCAACGGUAACAUUCGCUGAAGCUUGCAGGGAUUCACAGUGUUCCAAAAUUACUGUUGAACAAUGGAUUACAGACAUUGGAGCAGAUAUUUCCAUUGAGAAUUUUAAUAAGAAAGUAAUGCAGACACUAUUGCCCGGUGACAUUGUCAAAGUUAAAAGUCAUUAUGCUUUGUAUAUAGGCAAUAAAAAAGUUAUACAUCUAGUUAAUCUGAAUUCAAAAUACGGUGAACUGACAAAGAGACGAAAAGAAGAAUUAAAGGAAUUUCCCAAUGCCCAGGCACUCGUUACCACUGACAAGAUAAACAAAAUUUCACAAAAUGUGAAAAUUUUUAAAGCCAAUAGAGCCUGUCUUCACGGUUAUGAAGCGAGAGAAAUUAUAAGAAGAGCUGAAUCCCAGAUUGGCCCAGCUAGUUACAAUAUGCUGUUUCAAAAUAGUAAGCACUUUGCUGCAGAAAUGAAGUACGGUGAACAAGUGAAUGAACUGAAACGAAGCUUUAAAAUUGGAACUUCGCCAUAUGAAUGGAUGUCCCAACCUGGUACGAAGCAUGAAUCUGACAGCUAUCAUCAAUAUGACCAGCCUAAUUAACUGUAUAUGAUUCAGUUAACAUGAGCCCUGAAACCUUUAAUGAAGAAAACAGACAGCAGCAAAUAUAAAGCUAUGUGAUUGUAUUCGAUGUAACUAUUACUAACUUACAAACUCACUCGUCUAUCCGUCUGGUACAAAUUUGUACACAUUAUUCACUACCCAUUUUCAGAUCAAGUUGAAACUUUGCAUAAUUAUUCAUUACCGAUGAUAACACAUGAAUCGAUAAAAACAAAUUAACCAAAUAAUUAUUUAAUAUGUGGUAAUGAAUUUAUUCUGUUUCAUAAAGAAAAAAAGAACUAAAUCAUACAGUAUUUACAUAUAUUGCUGUAAAUUUGAAUUUCUGUCCUUUAUAUGAAACUUUUUAAAAUAGUAUUUUUUAAAAAUAUUUUCAUUGUUUAAUUCAAUGCACACUACAUAAACAGUAGUGAAAUGUAUAAAUGAACUUCUUUGAUGAACAUUUAAAAAUUCUAUUUCAUAACGGUAUAUGAAUGUUUAGAGGUGAUUUUCAUGUUUCACGGAAGUAAUUGUAGCUUACUCUUUGUAUACAAUGUAUUUUGACUUUAAAUUUGAUUCUUUACUAAUGAACCUUUUGAGCCGUUCACUGGUAGAAAAGUCAACCCAAAGGAUUUUGCUUUGUCCAUUUAUGAUGUUUACUAGAUCAAAUUUAUAUUAACACAAAUAAUAUCUUUUUUUUGGGAUGAUAUGUCUUGUUCAGGGCCUACCAGAACGAGUAGACCUUAACACAUGUACAGUUUAUCUUAGGGCUUCUAUACAAGGUGGCUAUCCGUAAGAUGGAUAAUGAAAUCGACCUGCGUAUCUCCAAGGCCAGGGCAGACUGUCUAAAAAUGUCUAAAACAGAAGAGGUAUCACCACAAAUACAAAGCUAGGGAUCUAUCGAGCCGUCAUCCUCCCUACAUUGCUCUAUGCCUCAGAAACGUGGACAGUGUACAGAAAACAUGCAAAGAAACUGAACCACUUUCACAUGACAUGACUAAGAAAAAUACUGAAUGUCAAAUGGCAAGAAAAAAAUACCAGAAACUUAAGUCCUUCGAAGAGUGGGCCUGCAAAGCAUUCACACAAUCACCCAGCUGCGAUGGGCAGGAUCUGCAGAAUGGAAGAGCGUCACAUCUCUAAACGACUCCUGUAUGACUAAUUAUGGCAAGGAAAGCGCUCACAAGGUGGACAAAGAAAACGCUUCAGGGACACCCUCAAAGCUUCUCUGAAUACCUUCAGCAUAAACCCAGCCACCUGGGAGACAGAAGCACAUGACAGAGCACCAUGGCGUCUCGCUGUGAUAACUUACGCACAAAUUGCUGAAGAAAAGAGAACAACGCUGGCAGAAGAAAAACGCCAGAGAAGAAAAGCAAGGCCAAUGACACUAGCUCCGGCUGGAAUAACCUGCCCAGUGUGCAGCCGAACAUUCCGGGCUCACAUAGGUCUCACCAGCCACAUGAGGAGGCAUAAAACCCCAGUGCAAGGCCCUCAGCCCCCAAGAUGACAAAGUGGUCAUCAUCGAACCACGAUGAACGAACUAUAUAUAAGUUGUCUAUUUCAUGUACCAUACAUUAUUAUAUGAAUAGAUAGAUAGAUAGAUAGAUAGCUUAUGCAAUGUACACAUUUGUGAUUAACUUCAGUGUAGUUCAUGGUUUGUUUAUAUAAUUAGACUACUAUUGAGACCACACCGCUAGUGAAGUACAUGAACUUUCAUUUUCUGUAUGUACUUUUCACAGACCUUUUAACUAUUACACAUACUUCCAUAAAGAAUAACAAAAUUAUAGUGUGUCAUUUCUGGUAUCAAUAUCCAGCUUACAUUUGUAUGUGAUGAAAUUCGUUUUCUUGCCUUAAAAUUGCAAGCGCAUAAAAUUUGCAGAUUUAAUUUAAGAAAAAAAAUUCAUCUUUAAAUGAAGAUUGACAUAGAUUGCACUUAUUAUAAGUUAGGUGUAGUCGCCCAGGCAUGCUGCCCUGUCUCAUCGUGGCACUCGGAAACAUUGUGAGAGGGGACGGCUAUACAAAAGGGUAGCAACACAAGGCUCCCGUGGGAGUCCAUAAGAGAGUAAGAGUGUAUCCUCAAUGCACUGUGUAAAAGAGCUCUCUCAGCGAUCUGUCAUGUCCAGGCGCCGUCCCGCAGGGUUAGCCUGGUAGAUCAAAGGAAAAUGAAGGGGCCCCGGUGUAUGCAGCUUCCGACAGCCUCUCUAGUUCCCGAGUCCGGAGUGUCCAUGCCACUGGAAGUGAACGCAAAACUAAACUUCGAGUUUAACCCCGAGUCUCACCCGCUGUCAGACAGAAAGGUGUGUGCGAGGUGUACAACGUUCAUUCAGGUCUGUAGAAGGGAGCUCUUGUUCGCUUUUGCUGGCCUUAGGGUUCCAAGUACUAUGCACAACUCUACAUGUCAUUUCCUAAUGGUGAAGGCGCUAGUGAUCUCAGUGACAUUGGAAAAAGGAUUGAUUUCAAUUACUUUUUACAGAGUUUUGUUUAAGUGCUUAUUUUCAAGAAUAAACGAACACAUUGAUCUUUUAUGAGUUAUGAAUAGAGUUCGGAAGUAAAAUUUCCUAGCUCAAGCCAACGCUUUCCGAUGAAAAAAAAAAGAAUUAGAAAAUCAAGAGAAAAAAAUCUUAUAAAAAAAUAUGUUACAUUCAUGCAUCUAAUUUCGUUUUUAAUUAUUUAAGAAAAGCUAAAAACUUUAUUCUAUAAUAUUAAAUGGAUAUAGCCUAAAUUUUUAAAAAUAAGUUUCAUCGUGUAAGGGUGAUUAGUUUAUUCAUAUUUCAUACUUACAUACAUGGCUAGAUACCUAAAUAUAUCUAUACACAAUAAAUGUAUAACUCUAAAUAGGCUACAUUUGUUUCUGCUACACACACGUUUGUUUGGAACUAUUAAAAUGUCCAAAACAUUUCACCAUACUUUAUAUCACCAGUCAAAUGCUAAACUUUCAUGUACCAGUGGCGUGAAUUUAAGAAAAAAAGUUUUCAUCGAAGUUAUUGCAAUGGUGGCUAUUGUCAGGUGGGUUUGUUGUCUACUUAACUAGGGGUGGAUAUACCUGCAUUGAGUUCCCGGGUUCUCUCCCCAUCUGAACAGUGUCAACUGUAAACCAAAGCAAAGCGUACUAGCAUAUAAAGUAUUGUUAUGACUUUGCCAUGCGCACCGCCAUCCAAGAUAGUGCAGAAAGAAGGUGCGCACUAUCAGUGACCAGACAAGUCGGAUGUUGACAUAGGAGACUAACGAUUUCCGCCCAAGUAGAGAGCCAAUAUGGAGAUGCUGUACUCAAGGCAGAUGCCCUUUGUGUUUGUCAUGUCUCUAUGUAAAUAAACGUCUAUGUCCUCGUU